AGCCAAUCACAGAAUACAUUAACGGCUCACGAUCUGGCUAACCAUCAUCCCCCAUAACGCUGUCCAUUUCGAUACAUUCCGUUUUCUGUUCUCUUCUAGUUCAAGCCGGACCUAAAAGUAUUUAAGUAAGUUAAAUUUUUAUCUUCUUCCCCAACAAUCCCACCAACAAUUCCAACAAUGACUAGCCAGUCCUCUAACUCUUCCAUUCUCUGCGCCUCUUUCAAUCAAGAUAAUAGUGGCUUUGCAAUAAGCACUAAGGAUGGCUUCAAAAUAUUCGAUCCUAACACAGGCCGUCUCUGUUAUGAACGAGCUGUUGGAGCUUUUAUUAUUGUUGAAAUGCUUUACAGUUCUAGUCUUCUUGCUAUUAUUGGAGCUGGUGAACAGCCUUCUUUAUCCCCACGGCGUCUCUGUUUGUUCAAUACUACUACCGGAACUGCCCUUCGAGAACUGAAUUUCUUAACUUCGAUCCUUGCUGUUCGAUUAAAUAGAAAAAGGCUUCUUGUUGUUUUGCAAGAAAAGACAUAUAUUUAUGACUUAAAUAGUCUUGAUAUUGACACUAUUGAUACAGUUCCAAACAUAGAAGGACUUUGUGCAAUCUCCCCUAGUUUGGACGGUUGCUUCUUGGCUCUUCCUGCAAGUACAACUAAAGGAUCAGUUCUGGUGUACAAUGUCAUGGAACUCCAGUCACAUUGUGAGAUAGAUGCUCAUCGUGCACCACUGGCAGCAAUUGCCCUUUCUUCCAAUGGGAUGUACAUUGCUACAGCAUCGGAACAGGGAACAAUAAUCAGAGUUCAUCUAGUUCUUGAUGCUACUAAGUCUUAUAGUUUCCGGAGAGGGACAUACCCAUCAACAAUAUUUUCCUUGUCGUUUGGUCCUUCACUUCAGCUUCCAUAAAUUCUUGUAGCAGCAAGUACUUCAGGUUCUAUUCAUGUCUUCUAACUGGGGUUUGCCAUAAAUCUGAGAAAUAGAAGAUCAAGUAGUUUCCUUGGGUCGAUAUUACCUGAGUCUGUAAAUGAUGUACUGGAUCCAGCUCAUCAUCACGUGCUUCACAAUGCUGUUCCAACUGGAGUAAAGAGUUACCUGGUAGUGCGCAAGGUGGACAAGGUUGCUGACACAUCAUCAACUAAACUUGUUGCUUUUAGAGCCACUAUAUCAGUAAUAACCUUUAAUGGUUACUUCCAGGAGUAUAUUGUAAACAUUAACAAUCUGAAUGAAUCUAAAUGGAGCUUGGAGCGUGAAUUUAGUCUUUUGGCAUCGACUACUGGUGAAGAACAACAAUUUCAGAUGGUGUGAUAUGAUUUUACUGUUGCUGACAUAAUUCAACUGCUUAAUGGAAAACAAAAGAAGGGAAGUUCUCUUGCAGUCUUCAGUGAUCAGCCUUCACAGACGGCCAAGAUUUGCAAAGUGUUGACCUGUAAGUAAAACUAGACUUUUUUUGUAAAUACACAGAUAAAACUCGGAAUCUGCAAAAUAUAGCACUCAAGCUUUAUCUGCUAGCCACCUUAGACUUUUAUGUAUCAUACGGUAUUUAUGUAUAAAAUAGAAAUCAAAAAGUACUAAAAAGAAAUAUCUGGUGCAUUAUUUUGUAUUGUUCUCAUUUUGGCUAUUGUUAUAGGCAAGUAUAUAAAUAUAUCCCUGCACUGUUCAAUCAAUGUUUUAUUAAUUUAAUUUUACAAGUUGAAGCAUUUGAUUAAA
Molecule: messenger RNA, 1695 nt
Organism: Jatropha curcas
Lineage: Eukaryota; Viridiplantae; Streptophyta; Magnoliopsida; Malpighiales; Euphorbiaceae
Source: RefSeq, a predicted model, not a curated record